This is a messenger RNA of Microplitis demolitor, 8762 nucleotides long. It is a transcript of the gene brp, whose product is annotated as trichohyalin. Gene Ontology annotation, cellular component: cytoskeleton of presynaptic active zone. Gene Ontology annotation, biological process: regulation of synaptic plasticity; neuromuscular synaptic transmission; maintenance of presynaptic active zone structure. NCBI's taxonomy places the organism in Eukaryota, Metazoa, Arthropoda, Insecta, Hymenoptera, Braconidae. Bases 1481 to 8521 code for a protein of 2346 amino acids. The transcript is spliced from 21 exons. Gene Ontology annotation, molecular function: structural constituent of presynaptic active zone. The record is from RefSeq and is a predicted model, not a curated record.
UCCGUCGCGGCGUCGAUCGAGCCCUCUUCCACCUAGCGACGAUAAUACGUGCCGGGCACCUCGCUGGCAUUACGAGGUCGUCCUGUGGGCGAUCGUCGCCCAAACGAAGGCCAGCGACGGAGUCAGACCACCAGGGAAGACAAGGAAGAAAUGACAAUGCAUUUAAAAUAUGUAAUUUGAAUUGGUAUCGUGCGAUAGUAUUUACCUAGAGGAGUAGAGUAGAAGUGAAAAAAGGGUUUAAGAAGGAAUAAAAAGAGGUGGAAGAGUAGUAGAAGAGGUGGAGAAUGAAAUCGAUCGGUAGCUGGCCGAUGCGGGAAAAUUUUAAAGCUAUCGGAUUUUAAAAUCGUGAGUGAAAUAAAUUAAGUGAGGAUCUAUGUAAUGAUGAAAGACGUGAGUGUUAGCGAUAGACAAUAAUGCAAUAAAUUAGUAUUUAAAAACGAAAGAUAGUUUGUGAAUAUCGUGUGAGGGUAAAGAAGAGAGGCGUGGGACGAAUUUGGGUGUUCCUACAAAGUGACUCGAGACGAUGACAGGGUUGGGGGUGUGAUUAAAGAGAUCCUCCCAUGUUUUUUUCUAAAUUGCUCGAUUCAAAGACUGAUUAUCUUGAAUAAACAGAACAACUACCUGUAAUGUAUUUAAAAGUCCUCCUGUGCUGAUACUAGUUGACGUAAGUAGGACAGAUAUGUCGAGUUUAGAGUUUAAUUACCAGAGAGUGUGAUUAAACCUGGAUUGCUGAAUAAAAAAAAGGGCCUGAUGAAUUUGUAAAAUAGUUUUUUUUAAAGUUUAUAUUGUUUGUAAAACAGCAGAAUACAGAUGAGUCGUAAAGAGAAUUCAAAUUGGGCAGCCAGACUUGGAGUGCCUCGACUUUCUUCCACAUCAGUCGGAUGAACUUUUAAGAAAAGUGGAUCUCUAAAUGGAGGACAAUUAAAGGUCGAUCAAUACCAAGACAAGAGCUGUAAACUUCCGGUUAUGUACAAACGAAUUGACACCUUAUACUAAACACGUGACACACACAUACACAUAUAUACAUAUUUAUAUAUACAUGAAUAUAUAGAAACACAUGCGAUCGAUAAAGACUGAAAAGCUUUCAAUGCACAGAGAGCUGAUAAAAUUCAUAAAUAAUGAAUAAGUCAAUAUCAACAUCUUGUCAAUAAUUUCCAAUGACUGAGAAUUCAGGAAGCGAGGAAGGUGGCUUUUUUAAAUAGAUAUAAACACAUGCAGGUUGUAAGACUAAAAAUAAGAAGAUGCCGGUUUAGAGUGAGGGCAAGUUGGCUGUGUGUGCGUGAGACCAAGUGAGACCGGAAGAGACUCUUGCUGUCAGAAAAAGAGACGAGAGAGAGAAAGAGAAAGGGGGAGACAAGUGGGUCGCCUCUCCCGACGUUAAAAGUGAGAAAGUCGAUUGUUGGAUGAGAGGGUAGGGAGUUACAGAACUAGUUGAACAGAUAGAGGGAGGAAGUAGACACACAAGUAGAACUAGAAAGAUAUGUCCAGGGAUCCUUACUCCUCUAGUGUGGUUGGUCCAGGCGGCGGGACUAGAUCACCAAGAAGUGGAAGACGUGUCGGUGAGCUUCCAACGGUUGAUCGCAGUCCAUCACGAAGUUAUGCUAGCGGUCGAGGCAGUCCUCUGGGUCGUAAACGCGGCACCAGAAGUGGAAAUAAUUCACCAGAACAUCUCAGCUACUCUUCCAGUUAUCAUCAUCACCAGCUGAGCAGUCCAUUUUACUCACGAGACGAAGAUUUAGGCAGUCCAGUUAUGCUUGAAGAACGUGGUAGAAGUAUGUCCACGGGUGCCAGUGGCCACCACCGUUCCCGAAGCGCUUCCAGACCAGCCAUGUCUGGCUCAGGUGUCUUAUCUGCCCGAUACACCAGUUUGGAUCGGGCUUCCGCUGGUAUCCUUGAUCAUGAUCGCGAAUUCGUACCAAUUCGCGAUCCCAGGGAACGCAGCAGAGAUCGAGGGGGGCUUUAUCUCGAUGACGACAUUUACGGGUCUAGGUCAGCGAGGCAGAGCCCAAAUCCCCAUAUGCUCAGGGACGGUGGUAUGUACAUUGGCGAACUUCAGCACCAAAACAAUGAUCUACAACGAGAACUGGGUAAUCUCAAAAAAGAGCUUGAACUAACCAAUCAAAAGCUUGGAAGUUCAAUGCAUAGUAUCAAGACAUUUUGGAGUCCUGAACUCAAAAAAGAAAGGGCAUUGAGAAAAGAAGAAAGUACCAAGUACAGUCUCAUCAAUGAACAACUUAAAUUACUUAAUUCCGAAAAUCAGAAACAAAGUAUGAUGGUAAGACAGUUGGAGGAAGAAUUGAGACUGAGAAUGCGAGGACCCAGCGUAGAAAUGCAGCAACAAAUGGAAGUUCUUUACAAUGAAAAUGAACAUCUAACUCGAGAAAUAGCAAUACUGCGGGACACAAUAAAGGAGCUCGAACUGAGAAUAGAAACUCAGAAGCAAACACUACAAGCUCGUGAUGAGAGCAUCAAAAAGCUCCUGGAGAUGCUCCAAAACAAGGGGAUGGGAAAAGAGGAGGAGAGGAUCAUGUUCCAGCAGAUGCAGUCCAUGGCCCAGAAGCAGCUGGACGAACUCAGGACGGAGGUUCAGCGUAGGGAUCAGGAAAUUCUCGGAAUGUCGGCUAAGAUGAAAACACUUGAGGAACAGCAUCAGGACUACCAAAGACAUAUUGCAGUACUUAAGGAGUCACUUUGUGCUAAAGAAGAGCACUAUAACAUGCUCCAGGCUGACGUUGAGGAAAUGCGACAAAGACUCGAAGAGAAGAAUCGACUGAUUGAGAAAAAAACCCAAGCUGUAUUGCAAGCACAACAGGAGAGAAAUCGCAUGAAUACUGAGUUGACUGAGCUCAAAGAUCACAUGGAUAUCAAAGAUCGCAAAAUCAAUGUCCUCCAACGAAAGAUUGAAAACCUCGAAGAUUUGUUGAAAGAAAAAGACAACCAAGUGGACAUGGCGCGUGCACGUCUGACCGCGAUGCAGGCGCACCACUGCAAUAGUGAGGGCGCGUUGAGCAGCCUUGAGGAAGCAAUCGGGGACAAGGAAAAACAAAUGGCCCAAUUGAGAGAGCAAAGAGAUCGUGCUGAACAGGAAAAACAAGAAGAAAGAGAACUUCAUGAGCGUGAACUCGCUGAAUACAAGAUGAAGAUUCAUGCACUUGAAUCUGAGGUCGAGAAGCUUGGAGCACGUUUGGAACGAGCACAAGCAGAAAAAGAUCGCCUGGAGGCGAAACUAGAGAGUUCACAAUCAGAACUCGGCAAAAGUAAAGCUGAGUUGGACAAAGCGGCAUCCGAGGUAGGCCGUAGUGGUGCCGACUGGGAGGCAGCCAAACAACGACUCACUAGGCUGGAACUUGAGAAUGAAAGAUUACGUCAUGAUAUUGAAAAAUCGUCAAGUACAUUUGGUAGAGGUACACUUAACUCUUCACAGGAAAUAGAUAGGAUUCAAGAGCGCGCUGAAAAGGCUGCAACAGAACUGAGAAGAGCUCAAGCUGAACUACGAGUCACGCAAGCGGAUAAUGAACGAGCUCGAGCUGAAGCUGCUGCUCUUCAAGAAAAGGUUGAAAAAAGUCAAGGAGAAGUCUAUAGGCUAAAAGCAAGACUGGAGAACGCACAGGGAGAACAAGAUAGUUUGCGUGAAGAAUAUGAUCGAGCACAGUCAACAGUAGCUAGAUUACAUUCUGAACGCGACAAAGCUGUCGCUGAAUUAGAAAAAGCACGAGAAGAACUCGAAAGAACACAAGCGACUCUUGGUAAAGCUCAGCUACAGCAAGAAAGACUGCAGAAUAUGCUCGAUAAGGCUCAAAGUGAAGCUGAUAAGCUUCAGGAACGAUUGGAAAAAUCGCAAACGGAAAUACGACGAAUGCAAAUGGAGAAAGAAAAACAAAACUACGACUUUGAUAAUCUUCAAAGUCAACUGGACAAGGCUUUGGGGCAAUCGUCGAGAAUGCAAAAGGAAAAGGAAGCUAUUCAACUGGAAGUCGAUCGUCUUCAAGACAAAUAUGAGAAAGCACAGAUAAUCGUUCAAAGACUACAAAAAGAACGUGACAAUCUACAGGAAGAAGUAUCGAAACUUCAGCGAGAAAAAGAUAAUGCACUUUCUGAAUUAGAUUUAGUGAAGGACAGAUGGGAAAAGGCCCACAAUUCCCACCAGAAAAUUUCUUUGGAACGAGAUGACGCAUUGACAGAGAUUGAAAUCCUCAAAGAAAAACUUGACAAAACUCAAUAUGCGCUAUCGAAAGCAAUGGAAGACCGCGAAAAUACAAGCAAAGAAUUUGAAAAACUGAUGGCGAAAUGCGACAGAUCACAGAGUGAAGUGUAUCGUCUUCAGAAUCGAAUAGAGGUAAUGGAAGCAGAGAAAGAUCGACUGGAGUUGGAAUCAGAGAAAAACUCCCACUUGGCUCUAAAGAGCCGUGAAGAAGCACGAAAAGCCCAAGAAGAAUUAGCACGUGUACAAGAAAUGUAUGAUCGUGCGGCACUUCAAUUAGGAAGGACAAAAGAAAACGAAGAAAAAUCUAAAGACGAUUUAGAUCGUUUGACUGUAGACCUUGAAAUGGUUCGCGAGAGGUACGAAAAAUCUCAGAUCGAGUUACGUCGUUUACAGAAUGAGCGUGAAAAACUCGUGGCAGACAAUGAGAGAAUUAGUUUUGAAUUGGAGCGCGCACACUCGCAGCUGAAUAAAGCACAAGCAGCAACAGAGAAAUCACAAGAAGAACUUCAACGUAUGCAAAUGGAAAUCGAAAAGUUGUAUGAAAAACACGAUCGACAGCAAGCAGAGGUACGUAAAGCACAAGCGGAAGCUGAAAGACUUCGUUCAGAAGCCGAAAGUGCUCGUGAAGAGUGUGAAAGAUAUGCCGCACGAUUUGGUAAAUAUCAAGAGAGCCAAGAACGCCAGAAGGAUGAACACGAGAGGGCAAAAAUGGACGUGGAGAGACUGCGGGACCGACUGGACAAGGCACUUGCGGAACUGGACAGGGCGAGAAAAGCUGAACAGGAUGCUUCGAGACUACGAGCUGAUUUAGAACGGGCAGAGGGAGUACGAGGUAAAUACCAGUUCGAGCAGGAGAAAUGGCAAAGCGAGGGUAGUAGGCUACAACAGGAACUGGAAAAAGUGAGGGAGAGGUUGGAGAUACGUGAAUCUGAAUUAAAACGUAUGCAAACUGCGUAUUCUGAAUUAGAAGCUAAAUUACAUGAAGCUCAAUUACAACUUGAGAGAGCACGUGAAGAAGCCAGUAAAGUUAACGCAAAUCAAGAAAAAUCUAGGUCAGAAAUUGAGAGAGCGCGAAUUGAAGCUGAAAAAAUACGUGAUCGGCAUGAUAAAAUUAAAGCUAAAUGUGACGCACUUGAGGCUGAUAACGAAAAACUCAGGGUAGAAAUUGUCAGACUUGAAAGAUUAAUGCAAACUGAAGGUAAAACAAGAUCUGAAAGCGCAAGUAUUGAAGUUGAACGACUUAGAGCUAGUUUGGACAAAGCCAUUGUCGCUAGAGAUCAAGUUGAGCUUGAGGCAGGUAGAUUGGCUAAAGAGCUUGAAAAAUCACAAAUUUUACUGGCUAAGCAUCAAGAGAUUGCUGAAAAUGCUAAGAAAGAAUACGAAAGAGUAGUCAAUGAACUUACAGCAUUGAGAGAAGAACGAGACACUCUGAGACAAGAAUUCCGACGGAUUCAACAGCAACAGCAAGUCAUUGGCAAUGAAGAAUUCGCGAAACUUCAGCAUGAUCUUCAGCUCACGUUACGUGAGCGCGAUAAAAUGGCGGCGAUACUUGAAAAUCGUGAAAAACACUCAGAGAAAAUUGAGAAAAUGCGUGAGAAAUUGGAAGCCGAAGCGAAACAACUUCAGAUUGAACGUGAUCAGUUGGUAAUACAAUUAGAAAAAUCACAAGACAUGUUGAUGAACUUCCAGCAGGAGUUGAGCACAAGUGAAAGUGAGCUCGACAAACAACGCGACGAAGUACGACGUCUUCAGCAACAACAGCAACAACAAGCACCUGAUCGUGCUACCAAAGAAACAUUAGAAGCGCAAAUGCGUGAAGUUCAACGUCUCACUCAACAAAUUCAAACACUCACUCAGAAUCAAAACAAAGAACGUCAACGAGCUGAACAAGCUGAAAAACGUAUUCAAGAAUUACAAAAACAACUUGCGUCAGCAGGUGCUACGUCAGCAAAUGAAUCUCAAAUUGAGCAGUGGCGAAAACUUUGUGAAUCUGAAAAACAACGUGCCGAUAAUGCCGAAAGAAAUGCCAAUGAAUUACAGAAGAGAAUCCAAACUUCCGAGCGUCAACUUCAUGCACAGCAACAACAGAUUCAACAGAUGCAGAUUCAUCUACAGCAGCAGCAACAGCAACAGCAGCAGCAAAAUGGAUCUAGCGGCCAGGAGGCUGCUAAACUUCGCAAGGACUUGGACCGUGCACAAGAGGAAACCAAGCAGGCGAUCAUCGAACGCGAGCGACUACAAUCUCAGCUUGAGAUGCUGGUCCAGGAACUCGAAAGAAAUCAGGUGGAUCUUCACGAAGCGAACAAGAAACUUCAAGCUGGCGGAGCCAAACCUGGCGUCGACACUAGUCAGGAAAGAAAACAAUUGGAAGAACAAAAACGUCAGUUAGAGGAGCAGAGGAAGCAGAUUGAAGAACGUGCAAGAAUAUCUGAUAGUAAAUUAAGAACUGCUGAAGAAAAAGAACGGGCAUUACAAGCAUUAGACCAGGAUUUAAAAAAACGAAAAGCAAAAAUGGAUCAGUUGGAGCAACAACUUCAAAAGAGUGGCGGAUCACCAGACAAAAGACUUGCAGAAAUGCAAAAGGCACUGGACACUGCGGAAAAAGAAUUGGAAAGAGCGAAAGAAGAAGCUGGAAGAAGUUCCGCGGAAACGGAAAGACUACUCCAGCUUAUGCAAAUGACGCAAGAAGAACAAAAUUCAAAAGAAAAACAGAUACGCGAACUCCAAGACGCUCUUAAAGCUGCACAAGCAAAACUUAAACAAGCCACAGCUGCAAAUCAACAAGAGAUAAAAGAAAACUAUUGCGACCCCGAUAAGUUGAGCAAUGGUGCUAUUGAUGAAGACAUCGAAAAAUGGAAAGAAGAAAUAAAAUCAAAAGACAGGAGAAUUUAUGAAUUGGAAAUGGAGAUGCAAUCGAUCGAAGAUUUUCUAAAUAAUCACUCAGAGACAAAUGGUGUCGUUGAAUUGCAACGGAUAUUAAAGAAGAAAAUAUCUAAAAUAAAUAAAUUAGAGUAUACUAUUGCUGAAUUUGAAGAUUUUCUUAAACAAAAUCCAGAUGUUAAAGAAUUACACGAGCUUAAGUGUCAAAUUGAUUUUAAAGAACGUAGGAUACGUGACUUGGAGAGUUGGAUUGAAAGAAACAGCGACGUGGGAAUUGAAAAAACACGUAUUAUUGAAUUGGAACAAAUGGUGACACAUCUUGAAGAAUACGUUAAGAGUCACAAUGUCGAUGCGCUUAAACAAAAGUUACAGGAUCGUGAAGAGAGAAUAGAUCAAUUGUUGAGCAAAAUUGAUACGCUGGAUAAAGAAUUGAUGAAACGUGAGCCAUUUAAAAAUAUAAAUAAUUUAUGUGAUGACGAAUUAUUGAAUAAUUUCGAUGAUGAUGAAAAAAUGCAGAUUAUUAAGAAAGUUAUAUUUGAAAAAGAAGUUAAAAUGAAAGAAAUGGAACAUGCGAUAUCAGAAAAAGAUAAUCGUAUUCAAGAUUAUGAACAGCAAGUUAUUGAAUUAGAAGAUAAAAUAUAUAAAAUGGCUAAUGAAAUUAAAAAUAUCAAGGCAGAAUUAAGUGAAUACGAGGCUGAAGAUAUUGGAGUGUUAAAAGAAGAAAUAAGAGUCAGGGAUGAAAGAGUUCAACAGCUGGAAGAUGAAAUAGAUUCACUGGAAAGGGCAUUUGGUGAAAGAAUGGAUUUGGAAGAAAUAGAAGAACUGUUAAAUGUUAUAAAAAAAAAAGAAGACCAUGAAAAAAAAUUAGAGUUUAAAGUUACGGAGCUAAGAGAUGCACUUAGAGACAGUGUAGCGAUUGCUAAUAAAGCUGAUAAAAAACUGAAGCAAAUAGAAAAGAGCAAAGAGAAUUACAUUGAUAGGGUAAUAAAAUUAGAACAAAAAAUAACAUCAUUACAAUCAGCGAAUGCGUUAAAAUGUCACUCAUGUCGGCCUCUAAUGUCAAAAUUUUUAAAAUGUCAAAAAAAUUUGAACCGCCUAAAAGAUGAACGAAGAAUUCAGCUUAAAGAUCUUCAUAAUUUAAAGUGUGAAACGUUAAAAGCAGCAUUGUCUGAGAAAGAUGCUCAUCUGGCACUACUGGAACUUUCAGCAGUGAAAACGCAGAUGCAAUUUGAUCAAAUGGAACAAUUGAAAGCCGAUAAAGCCAGAUUACUUGAUAAAUUAAAAGAAGAGGAUAGAAAAUGCAUGGAAUUAUCUGAAGAGGAAUCCAGUGACUCAACGAGUGAAUCACCAAUGGUUACCAAGAUUAUUGAACCGACACUUGGGAAAGAUGAAGACUAUCUCGAUAAUUCACAGUCCGUUUCUGAGACGUCGCGAUGAUAAGAAUAAUACGGGCUUGGGUAUAAGUAAUGAAAUUUGUGCUUCGUUUAUUUAUUUUGGACUGCAUUCAUCUACCGGUGACAUCUUCUACCGUUUGAAUCUCCAUAACAGUCUAAUUGUACGUUGAUACGAAUUUAAAAGGAUCAAUUUAUUAAUAAUUAUUUAAUUUAAAUAAUCGGUUGUUAAGCUAAAGGUGAUAUUGAUCUGAUUGACGAUUUUUUUUAAGUCAAACGAAAAAAAA